Panicum virgatum (switchgrass) is the source of this 696-nucleotide messenger RNA. RefSeq lists its product as uncharacterized. Lineage: Eukaryota; Viridiplantae; Streptophyta; Magnoliopsida; Poales; Poaceae. Gene Ontology annotation, molecular function: protein binding. The transcript has a single exon. The record is from RefSeq and is a predicted model, not a curated record. The coding region runs from base 1 to 696 and encodes 231 amino acids.
AUGCUUCGCCGCAUCGCGCCGCCGCUCGCAGCAGGUACCCUCCCUCGCGUCAUUCGUGGCAUCUGCACCGCCGCACCGCCGCCAUCCAAACCCCCACCCGAACCGCUCUCCCGUUCCGAGCUCGACGCCAUCUCCGCGCUCCUCCCGCGGCUCCUCUCCACGGGCCACGUCCCCGCCGCGGGGUGCCUCCUCUCCGCCGCGCUCCUCCUCCCGGGCUCCCUUGAGCGCCUCCCUCUCCCGGCCCUCGCCGCGUACCUCGCCUCGCUCCCGACUCUCUCCGAGGCCUUCGCGCUCCUCACCGCGCUCCGCCACCACCCGGCCAGCCCUUCGCCGCUCCCGCUGGCGUCGCCGCUGCUCGACAGCCUCCUUUCCCAGCGCCGCGCGUGCGACGCGGCCUCCUUGCUGCGGUGGCUCUGCCGCCCGGACUCCCCGCGCCGGCCUGACGCCUCCACCUACGUCGCCGCCGUCGCGGGGCUCUGCCGCCUCGAGGACCCCUGGGGAGCUCUCUGCGCGCUCAAGGAGAUGGCCGCGGACGGGUUGCAGGCCUCGCCUGAGCUGCGGGAGGUGGUGCGGGACGCGAUGCUGCAUGAUGCCAGGAUCAAGGAGGCGUGGGUGCUGGAGGAGGCGAUGCGGCUGCCGGAGAUCGGCAAGGUUGUGGAGCUGGUGGAGAAACUUCUUUUGGAGUGGGAACCUUAA